Messenger RNA from Tupaia belangeri chinensis (Chinese tree shrew), 1268 nucleotides. RefSeq names its product CLN5 lysosomal BMP synthase (gene CLN5). The record is from RefSeq and is a predicted model, not a curated record. Gene Ontology annotation, molecular function: hydrolase activity, acting on glycosyl bonds. Lineage: Eukaryota; Metazoa; Chordata; Mammalia; Scandentia; Tupaiidae. Gene Ontology annotation, biological process: lysosome organization. Gene Ontology annotation, cellular component: lysosomal membrane; lysosome.
ACGCUUUUCAUUCCGUCCUGAGCCAGAUCCUUAUUGUCAAGCCAAGUACACUUUCUGUCCAACUGGCUCACCUAUCCCAGUUAUGAAGAGUGAUGACAUCAUUGAAGUCUUUCGAUUACAAACCCCAGUCUGGGAAUUUAAAUAUGGAGACCUCCUGGGCCAUUUUAAAAUUAUGCAUGAUGCCAUUGGAUUCCGGAGCACAAUAACUGGCAAGAAUUACACGAUGGAGUGGUAUGAACUUUUCCAGCUUGGCAAUUGCACAUUUCCCCAUCUCCGACCUGAAAUGAAUGCCCCUUUCUGGUGUAAUCAAGGAGCUGCCUGCUUUUUUGAAGGAAUUGACGAUACUCACUGGAAAGAAAACGGGACAAUAGCUCUGGUAGCAACAAUCUCAGGAGUCACAUUUAACAGAAUGGCAAAGUGGGUAAAACAAGACAAUGAAACAGGGAUUUAUUAUGAGACAUGGACUGUCCAAGCCAGCCCAGAAAAAGGGGCAGAGACAUGGUUUGAAUCCUAUGAUUGUUCUAAAUUUGUAUUAAGGACAUAUAAGAAGUUGGCUGAACUUGGAACAGAGUUCAAGAAGAUAGAAACCAACUAUACAAGAAUAUUUCUUUACAGUGGAGAACCUACUUAUUUGGGAAAUGAAACAUCUGUUUUUGGACCAACAGGAAACAAGACUCUUGCUCUAGCCAUAAGAAAUUUUUAUUAUCCUUUCAAACCAUAUUUGUCAACUAAAGAAUUUCUGUUGAGUCUCUUGGAAAUUUUUGAUUCAGUGAUUAUGCAUAGACAGUUCUAUUUGUUUUAUAAUUUUGAAUAUUGGUUUUUACCUAUGAAAUUCCCUUUUAUUAAAAUAACAUAUGAAGAAAUUCCUUUACCUCAAAGAAACAAAAUAUACCCUGGUUUGUGAAACUAAUUCUGCUGAUUUCUUCUUCAAAUACCAGCAUCUCUGUUUUUUCAGGAGAUAAUUGUACAUUUGUGGAUUUCUUAGCCUUUCUCACCUAGGGAGAAAGUGAAAUGAAAUUGGCAGAAUUGCUGCGUAUCAUCAACUCCAGACAUAUCUCUUGGAAAGAAGCUAUGACUCUUACUAUAUUGUCUAAAGUGAGCGCAUUAGGUGAUCUUGAUUCUAAUUUCCAAGAAUAUAGAGAAUUAUUAAGAUUGUCACAUAAAUAGGAUCUUUGAACCUGGACUCACAGGAAAGGAAGUGAGGAAGUGCUUCCCAGGCAAGGUGGCCAUAUCACAGUCCUUUUCCCUCCACUGUCAGGAUUUAGGGC